UUUAUGUUUUGCGACGAGUGCGAUCGAGGUUAUCACACUUUUUGUGUCGGUUUAAAACGGCUGCCUAUUGGGCGGUGGAUAUGCAACGACUGUGGGAAAUGCGCCAGUUGUGGGAGUACAACUCCAGGCGAAAGUGUGCUUCACAAUGUUCAUUGGAAACACGAAUAUUCGAAACCUAAAGAUGAGAAUACGCCUCCAAAGUUUCUUCAAACACUUUGUGUAAAGUGCUCAAGACUUUUCCGCAACGGCGAUUACUGUCCGAUAUGCUUGAAAGUUUAUAGCAAUUCCAACGACGAAGUCCCUAUGAUUUGCUGCGACGACUGUGAUCGAUGGAUACACAUCGAGUGUGACAAUAUUGAUAGAAAACAGUACGAAGAAAUGGAAAAUAAACACUACUCUUGCGGAAUUUGCAGAAAUAUUAUUCCCGAAAAAGUCAAUAAUUAAAUGCCGGUGCUGUCAAGCGAAUUGUAAGACUGAGCUGAAGACUUGACGGAACAAAACGCAAUUAGAGUUAAAGAACAAAAAUAUUAUAGGUUGGAAAGAAAUAAAAUUAGUUAAGAGUGGACAAGUUUAUUAUAAGGUUGCAGGAAGGCAAGGUCGUAAUUUGCAUAAAAAGCAGGUUUUUAAUAAUAUAAGGGAUGCCAAUUCA
Zophobas morio is the source of this 649-nucleotide messenger RNA. RefSeq lists its product as uncharacterized. NCBI's taxonomy places the organism in Eukaryota, Metazoa, Arthropoda, Insecta, Coleoptera, Tenebrionidae. The transcript is spliced from 6 exons. The coding region runs from base 4 to 444 and encodes 146 amino acids. The record is from RefSeq and is a predicted model, not a curated record.